Messenger RNA from Ochotona curzoniae (black-lipped pika), 1609 nucleotides. It is a transcript of the gene NDN, whose product is annotated as necdin, MAGE family member. The transcript has a single exon. Lineage: Eukaryota; Metazoa; Chordata; Mammalia; Lagomorpha; Ochotonidae. The coding region runs from base 76 to 1056 and encodes 326 amino acids. Gene Ontology annotation, biological process: negative regulation of transcription by RNA polymerase II. Gene Ontology annotation, cellular component: nucleus. The record is from RefSeq and is a predicted model, not a curated record.
AGGAGUCCGCGGAGGGAAGGCAGGCUCCAGGAGCUCCGGGACGCAGAGGCCGUGCUGCUGUCAGACGGCGCAGACAUGUCGGAACAAAGUAAGGACCUGAGCGAGCCCGGCUUUGCAGUCGAGGCCGCCCACCCCGAAGUGCAUAGCAGCCCCGGGGUUUCGGUGGGGGUCCCUCCUGCAGACCCCUCGGCCGCCGCCACCCUCGCCGGGCCACAGAGUCCUCCUCCAGGCCCGAUGGCCGCCUCGCCAGAGGCACUGAUGUCCCAAGACCCGAGCGAUGAGAGCGACCCAAAGGCCCUGCUGCAGGCUGCAGAGGAGGGCUGCGCCCACCAGGCCCAGAGCGAGGCCCAACUGAGCCCAUCCCCGCCUGACCCGGCCCAGCUGGUGCAGAAGGCACAUGAGCUCAUGUGGUACGUGUUGGUGAAGGACCAGAGGAAGAUGGCCAUCUGGUUUCCAGACAUAGUGCAGGAUGUCAUCGGCAGCUACAAGAAGUGGUGCCGAAGCAUCCUCCGGCGCACUAGCCUCAUCCUUGCCCGAGUCUUUGGGCUGCACCUGAAGCUAACCAGCCUGCAAACCAUGGAGUUUGCGCUGGUCAAGGCGCUUGAGCCGGAGGAGCUGGAAAGAGUGGCACUGAACAGCCACAUGCCCAUGAUGGGCCUCCUGCUCAUGAUCCUUAGCCUCAUCUACGUGAAGGGCCGAGGAGCCCGGGAGAGCGCAGUCUGGAAUGUGCUGCGCAUCCUGGGGCUGAGGCCCUGGAAGAAGCAUUCCACCUUCGGCGACGUGAGGAAGGUCAUCACUGAGGAGUUCGUCCAGCAGAAUUACCUCAAGUACCAGCGUGUGCCUCAUGUGGAGCCCCCCGAGUAUGAGUUCUUCUGGGGCUCCCGAGCCUGCAGAGAAAUCACCAAGAUGCAAAUCAUGGAGUUCCUGGCCAGGGUCUUUAAGAAAGAUCCCCAGGCGUGGCCUUCCCGAUACAGGGAGGCUCUGGAGGAGGCCAGAGCCCUGCGGGAGGCACAUCCCAAUGCCCACUGCCCCCGCAGCAGUGUGUCCGAGGACUAGCGAGCUAUUGAGGCUGAUGGAAGUUUCCAACCCCCACCAGGGCUGUGGAAGGGUGGGGGCGGCUCGUUAGAGUAUUCAGGAUUUACAGUGCAGUAUUUCACGUGUAACCUUUCCAUUUUCAGUACAGUGCUUUUAUACCUUUUAAUGCCAUGUUGUAUUCACUUGGGUACUAUCGAGUAGUGUCUAGCAUUUAUGCAUGUGUGUUUAUACGUAAGCUCUGUUGGUGCUUCGCUUCUGUGCUACCUUUCUUGAAUUUUUGUACCAGAGACGUGCUAAACUUUGAAAAUACAUUGAGAAAUUUUCCAUCUUAUUCUUUUCUAUGGGACGGAUGCUUUGUACUGGGGUAGACUGCACCUGGCGAGUGUGGAAGAUCUCACCAGCAAAGCUGGCCUAACCAAGAGAACAGCCCCUGUGUAUGACCUCGCUGGGCACAGGCAACAUCUGGAAUGAACUGCUUAGAACUGAGAGGGUCCCAGUGUGGGCACUUGGCACACUUUACUAAACAUAUAUACAACCCACGAUUAAACUCUAAACAUUAAAGAUCCUUGUGAUA